AUGACAAUCGAUAAAUCGGAUACCCAUGCAGGGUCUAACUCCCCGACUGAAGUAGACCUUGACAUCGCAGUCAUUGGAGCUGGCGUCUCCGGCAUCAACACGGCGUACUACAUUCAGACCAAAGCACCCAAGGGGCUUUCGUACACCGUUUUUGAGGCCAGAGAUGCCAUCGGUGGAACCUGGGAUCUUUGGAGAUUCCCUGGGAUCCGAACCGACUCGGACGCCUACAGCUAUGGCUUCUCCUGGAACCCGUGGGGAAGCGAGGCCCUUCUGGCUCCACGUUCCGACAUUAUCUCCUACCUGAACAGCUCGGUCGAGAAACAUGGUAUCGACAAGCAUAUCAAAUUUCAGCAUAGAGUCCUGUCUAUCGACUGGUCGUCCAAGCGCUCGGCUUGGAACAUGACUAUGCAGGUCGACAAUGAGGUCAAGACCAUUCGGGCCCGAUUCAUAGUCUUCGGAACCGGAUACUACGACUACCAUGAGCCCAUGCAUGCCCCUAUUCCGGGGCUGGAGAACUUUGCUGGCACUGUCAUCCAGCCCCAGUGGUGGCCUGAAGACCUGGACUAUACCAACAAGAACAUGGUUGUCAUUGGAAGUGGAGCGACUGCCAUCACCAUCGUACCCAAUGUUGCCGAAGAGGUGAAGCAUGUCACGAUGCUGCAGCGGAGUCCAAGCUACAUCUGGGCCAUCCCCAAGCCCGACCUCCUGACCAGAGUCGUCAAGUUGGUGCUCCCGGAAUUUUACGCUCGGCGAUUCCUCCGCCUCAGGUACAUGAUGUACCUCUACACGGCCUACUAUUAUGCCGGUUACUUCCCCAAGAAAACUAGGAAGACGCUCAUAGACGGUGCAGCCAAGAAGCUUCCAUCGAAUGUUUCCGUCGAUCCGCACUUCACCCCCAGCUACAAUCCCUUCCAGCAGCGGGUCUGUAUGACCCCCGAUGGCGACUUUUUCGCCGCCAUCCGUUCCGGCAAGGCCAGUGUUGUCACCGACACCAUCAAAGCCGUGACCGCGGAUGAGAUCCUGUUGACUUCGGGAGAGACUCUGCGACCUGACAUCAUUGUGGCCGCCACGGGGCUGAAGCUGCAGUUCGCGGGUGGCAUCAAGGUAUCGGUGGACGGCCAGACCAUUGAUCCCGCUAGCAAGUUCUCUUGGCAAAACUGCAUGAUCCAGGACGUGCCCAACAUGAUGUUUAUCUUCGGGUAUGCGAAUGCUGCCUGGACACUGGGGGCCGAGGUCACCGCUACGCUGCUUGUGCGGUUGUUGCGCCUGAUGAAGGAAAAGGGAAUUGCGGAAGCUAUUCCACGGGUACAGCAUCCUGAGAACAUGAAGCAGGAGUCGUUGUUCAACCUGACAUCGACGUAUGUGAAGGAUGCUGAUAGUGUGUUCCCGAAGGGAGGUCAAGGCCCGUUCAACCGAAGGCGGAAUUACCCUGUGGAUAUCUGGGGAGCCCGAUGGAGUGACAUCUCCAAGGGAUUGGAGCUUCGACGAUGA
Messenger RNA from Verticillium dahliae VdLs.17, 1491 nucleotides. Its product is annotated as monooxygenase. The transcript has a single exon. The record is from RefSeq and is a predicted model, not a curated record. NCBI's taxonomy places the organism in Eukaryota, Fungi, Ascomycota, Sordariomycetes, Glomerellales, Plectosphaerellaceae. The coding region runs from base 1 to 1491 and encodes 496 amino acids.